UUAAUGAAAAUGCCAAAAUAGAUUUUCGCACGGAGACUGAGGGAAGGUGUCAAGGUGGGAUCUGAAUCAUCCGAUCUUCUCUUCCGUCAAUUCAAUUCCUCCGCCACCGGCCGCCACCGACAACGCCGCCGCAGCAGCCGGAUUCAGUGAUCUGAUUAAGUGCCAGGAAGUCUGGAAACUGCCGCACUGAAACUCAGUAAUUUCCACUCGUGUCCCUCAACAUGAAGAAAACCUUCACGGAAGCCUUGGCCAAGGCGUCGGCCGUGAUCGAGAAGACCGUGCAGACCACGGUGCAGGAGGUCACCGGUCCACGCGCUUUGCAGGACUUCGAGCUCUUCGAUCAGAUCGGGUCAGCCGGGCCCGGCCUUGUCUGGAAGCUCUACUCUGCCAAGGCCAGAGACGGACACGCGGUUUAUCCUAACGUCUGCGUGUGGGUUCUCGAUAAGCGUGCUCUCUCCGAAGCUCGGCAGCGAGCUGGGCUCUCAAAGACGGCUGAGGAUGCGUUCUUCGAUAUGAUUCGCGCCGAUGCUGCACGGCUGGUACGGCUGAGGCACCCUGGAGUGGUGCAUGUGGUGCAGGCCCUGGAUGAGAGCAAGAAUGCCAUGGCGAUGGUUACUGAGCCGUUAUUUGCUUCGGCUGCGAAUGCCCUGGGGAUUUUGGAGAACAUUGAGAAAGUGCCGAAGGAGCUCAAAGGAAUAGAAAUGGGAUUACUAGAGGUGAAACAUGGGUUACUUCAGUUGGCAGAAACCUUGGAUUUCCUUCACAACAAUGCCCGUCUUGUUCAUCGGUCUAUAUCUCCUGAGACUGUCCUCAUUACCUCAAAUGGAGCUUGGAAGCUUGCUGGAUUUAGUUUUGCAUUAUCAACAAAUCCGUCAUCUAGUGAUCCAUCCAACAUGCAGUCUUUCCAUUAUGCUGAAUACGAUGUUGAAGAUUCUAUUAUGCCCCUUCAGCCAUCAUUGAACUACACUGCUCCUGAAUUGGUUCGAAGUAACACAAGUUCUAUUGGAUGCUCCUCCGAUAUUUUCAGUUUUGGGUGUCUUGCCUACCAUUUGAUUGCUCGAAAGCCAUUGCUAGACUGUCACAACAAUGUCAAGAUGUACAUGAAUAGUUUGAAUUACUUAUCCAGUGAGGCUUUCUCCUCCAUUCCAAAAGAGCUAGUUCCUGACUUGCAAAGGAUGCUAUCUUCAAAUGAAUCUACCAGACCAACAGCCAUUGAUUUUACUGGUUCAUCCUUUUUUCGAGAUGACACUAGGUUGCGUGCUCUUCGCUUUCUAGAUCACAUGCUUGAAAGAGACAACAUGCAGAAGACUGAGUUUCUAAAAGCAUUAUCUGACAUGUGGAAAGAUUUCGAUUCGCGUGUACUUCGCUAUAAGGUUCUUCCUCCACUUUGUGCAGAGCUUAGAAAUAUGGUAAUGCAAGCAAUGAUUCUACCAAUGGUUCUGACCAUUGCUGAGUCUCAGGAUAGAAAUGAUUUUGAGUUAUCAACCCUACCAGCUCUUGUUCCUGUGCUAAGUACUGCUUCUGGAGAGACACUAUUGCUACUUGUGAAGCGUGCAGAGCUUAUUGUCAACAAGGCAAGUAAAGAUCAUUUAGUCACACAUAUUUUACCUAUGAUUGUACGGGCUUAUGAUGACACUGAUCCAAGGUUGCAAGAAGAAGCCCUAAAGAAGACCGUGACACUUUCUAAGCAACUUGAUUCUCAGUUGGUAAAACAAUCCGUUGUGCCUCGUGUUCAUGGGUUGGCACUUAAGACAACUGUUGCUGCAGUGAGAGUGAAUUCACUGUUAUGCCUAAGUGAUAUGAUACACAUGCUCGAUAAGCAUUCUGUUCUUGAGAUACUGCAGACGAUCCAACGGUGUACUGCUGUUGACCGUUCUGCCCCAACACUGAUGUGUACCCUUGGUGUUGCUAACUCUAUCUUGAAACAGUAUGGAAUAGAAUUCACAACGGAGCACGUUCUUCCACUUCUCAUGCCCCUACUUAUUUCCCAGCAGCUAAAUGUUCAGCAAUUUGCAAAAUAUAUGGCUUUUGUUAAGGAUAUUCUCAGGAAGAUAGAAGAGAAAAGAGGCGUAAUGCUUAGUGACUCUGGAGCACCAGAGGUAAAACCAUCCGUUGGUAUGGAGGGCCAUCUGGCGGGGCAAGUAAAUAAAACUAGUGUAACUGCUCCAUCUACUACAAGACGCAGCACAUCAUGGGAUGAAGACUGGAUUCCCACGAGAGGAUCUUCAGUUGCCCAGCAGUCAUCUGUAAGCUUAUUAGCUCAGCCGACUGUUGCUGCUCAGUCCAAUCAAGUGACUUCGGUGUUCUCAAUGUCGCCUGUGACUUCUGUUGCUUCUACCCAGCAGCCUUCAUCUUCAUGUGCUGCGGUUGAUGUGGAGUGGCCACCUAGAUCCUCACCCCUUGCUUCCAACAUAUCGGUAGGUUCUGAGAAGCAAGAUGAAAGCAAAGGAGCAUCAAAUGGUAGUUUUGGCGAUAUUGAUCCUUUCGCCAACUGGCCUCCUCGAUCUAGUGGCUCUACCGUUGCUUCUAAACCUCUUAACAAUGGCACAUCGGCCUCGCCUUUCAACAUGCAUGGUUCCAGUAACAGCACAAGCAAUCCUAAUCCGUUGGAUAGCCUUUCCUCAUGGUCUCUUGGCACCUCAAUGUCUACAGAGCCCUUGAAACCGAACCAAGGGAAUUCCACGCUGAAUUUCGGUGGUCUCAGCGGUGGUGGGGCUGUUAAUUCCCAGAAUUCUCUUGGCUACAUGAAACAAACUCAAGGCUCUUCUACGAAACCCAUGGAUCUUGGUUCCAUUUUCUCCUCAAACAAAACCGAGCAAACUGCACCAAGGCUAGCUCCACCCCCAUCAACUGCCAUCGGUAGAGGAAGGGGACGAGGGCGAGGAAAUCAAGGGCAACUAUCACGGCCUAGCCAAGCAAAGCCUCGGACAGAGCAGCCACCCCUGUUGGACUUGCUUUAGUGGAACAACCACGCUGCCCCGGGAGUUAAAAAAAAAAAGCGGUACAUAUCAAUCAAUCUCUUGUAUUUUGCGCAUCCCACGCGGUCGGUGACUUGCGUUUUACUGGAACGGAGGUUUAAAAAAAUGUGUUCAUAACGCCACUGGCUCGCACAGUUUUUGCCUUGAGAAUGAAGCUUGUUGUAGAAUAGUCCUAUUGAUACUUUGUAGAGAGUAUAGUAUGCCGAACUUUUACGUUUUGUGGGAGUUUUCAUGUUAUUAUUAUUGUUUUUGCGUUAGUAAUUUACAUUAUUCAUUUUCUUGUGGAGAAAGGGGUUGCCUCUUUGUUCAUUGUAACCUUCAAUACUUUUGGCUCCCAUUUACCUGACUUCCUCAUAAGUCAUAACUAACAAUAGUUGUAAUUUGGAGUUGUAAUCGAUAAUAAAUGUCACAUUGUAG
Messenger RNA from Ipomoea nil (Japanese morning glory), 3395 nucleotides. Its product is annotated as SCY1-like protein 2. The transcript is spliced from 14 exons. Bases 222 to 2960 code for a protein of 912 amino acids. Lineage: Eukaryota; Viridiplantae; Streptophyta; Magnoliopsida; Solanales; Convolvulaceae. Gene Ontology annotation, biological process: protein phosphorylation. Gene Ontology annotation, molecular function: protein kinase activity; ATP binding. The record is from RefSeq and is a predicted model, not a curated record.